AUGGUUAAAGAAUAUACUUGCGUAAAUUUUGCUAAUGGAGUCAGAGAUGGCGAAAUAAAGUCAGCAGUAACCAACGGAAAAUCCAAAGUUCGGUUUGAUUCUGUCGAAGACGCCAUACGAGAUUUUGCGGAAGGAAAGUUUUUAGUUGUUGUAGAUAACGAGGAUCGCGAAAAUGAAGGCGAUUUGAUAAUUGCAGCCGAGAAAGUAACCACCGAAAAGAUGGCAUUUAUGAUACGGCACACAAGCGGAUUGGUUUGUGUGCCGGCUACUCCUGAACGACUGGAGCAGUUAAAACUACCACUGAUGGUACCACAAAACACAGAGAAAAUGAAGACCGCAUACACCAUAUCAGUAGAUUACAGGCAUAAUACCACGACUGGUAUAUCGGCUCACGAUCGUGCAUUGACAGCGCGCUCACUGGCAAAUCCUGAAAACACAGAUCCGAACGACUUUAACCGACCCGGACAUAUAUUUCCAUUAAGAUAUACUGAAGGUGGUGUGUUGAGGAGAACUG
Acaulospora morrowiae is the source of this 514-nucleotide messenger RNA. Lineage: Eukaryota; Fungi; Glomeromycota; Glomeromycetes; Diversisporales; Acaulosporaceae. The record is from the annotation of a GenBank genome assembly.